CAUCACUCAUUAGUCACUAGACUACUGCAAGAUCUACACUGAACUUGAAGCAAUUACAGAAGCAAUGGCGGCGAUUUCGUGUCACAGUGCAGUUCCAUCAAAUAAAAUCUCUCUCUCUUCCACUUCCUCUGCUUUUUCUUCUAACCUUCUCUCGCGUAACGCUCGAUUCUCUACUGUAACGGCGUCAACUCAGGCGUUUCGUGGCAGAAUCUUGUGCCAGACUUCUUCUGCUACUUCUUCCGUUAAUGGAAAAGCAAAAACAGGGCUCAAGGAUUUUGUUCACAUUAGCGAUUUUGACAAAGCCACUAUUAUGAAGAUCUUGGACAGAGCUUCAGAGGUCAAGGCAUUAUUAAAAUCUGGAGACAGGUCAUUCCUUCCAUUUAAAGGAAAGACGAUGGCAAUGAUCUUUGCAAAGCCUUCUAUGAGAACACGGGUUUCAUUUGAGACUGGGUUCUUCUUGCUUGGUGGCCAUGCUAUUUAUUUGGGACCUAAUGAUAUCCAGAUGGGCAAACGUGAAGAAACCCGUGAUGUAGCUCGUGUUUUGUCUAGCUAUAAUGAUAUCAUAAUGGCACGUGUUUUUGCCCAUCAGGAUAUUGUUGAUCUGGCUAAGUAUGCAACUGUACCUGUUAUUAAUGGCCUGACUGACUAUAAUCAUCCUUGCCAAAUAAUGGCUGAUGCCCUCACAAUAAUUGAACACAUCGGUCAGCUGGAAGGAACCAAGGUGGUAUAUGUUGGUGAUGGGAAUAACAUUGUCCAUUCAUGGUUGUUGCUGGCAUCUAUUAUUCCUUUCCACUUCAUUUGUGCCUGCCCUAAAGGCUUUGAACCAGAUGCUGAAACAGUCAAGAAAGCUCAGCAGGCGGGAAUUGGGAAGAUUGAGAUUACAAAUGACCCCAAGGAAGCUGUUAGAGGAGCUGAUGUUGUAUACUCAGAUGUCUGGGCAAGUAUGGGUCAAAAAGAAGAGGCCGCACACCGCCGUAAAGUAUUUCAAGGAUUUCAGGUUGACGAAGAUCUAAUGAAAUUAGCUGGUCCAAAAGCUUAUUUCAUGCACUGUUUACCAGCAGAGAGGGGUGUAGAGGUAACAGACGGCGUCAUCGAGGCUCCAAAUUCUAUCGUCUUCCCACAGGCAGAGAACCGUAUGCACGCACAGAAUGCUGUAAUGCUUCAUGUUCUUGGUCUGUGAUCCUACACCAGUAAUAUCUUAAUUGUGUAAUGUGCAGGCGCCAAUUUUAGAUUGUUAUAGUCGGCUAUUUCAUAACUUCAGUUUUGCAAUUUCAUUUUCAGCCGAAAUAGCUUUGUAAUUGUGUUGCUUGUUCCAUUCUGCUCCCAUUAGUUUUGUAAGGUAAGAACUCAAUGAUCGAACUCGAGCAUUACAACUGUGCUUCCUACUUUUAACAUAUGGAAUCAUCUGGCUUCUGGUUA
Messenger RNA from Mercurialis annua (annual mercury), 1419 nucleotides. RefSeq names its product ornithine transcarbamylase, chloroplastic. NCBI's taxonomy places the organism in Eukaryota, Viridiplantae, Streptophyta, Magnoliopsida, Malpighiales, Euphorbiaceae. Gene Ontology annotation, cellular component: intracellular membrane-bounded organelle. Gene Ontology annotation, molecular function: amino acid binding; ornithine carbamoyltransferase activity. Gene Ontology annotation, biological process: L-citrulline biosynthetic process. The record is from RefSeq and is a predicted model, not a curated record. The transcript has 5 exons. Bases 65 to 1180 code for a protein of 371 amino acids.